GCACAGCAAAAGCAACAAAACCACCCUUUAACUCACUCGUCGUCGUCGUCCCGUUUCCUUGUCUGAAACUCCCUCUCCGCCUCCACUCUGUUGUUCUCUUCCCUCGCCAUCCAGCAAAUCGUAUCUCAUACGCGCUCUCCCUUUUCUCGCUCUCUUUUCAAAAUUCAAUUUUUCCCAGUCUGGAGGGCCCUUCCUCCUUGUUUGCUCCUUUGUUGAUUCCUUUCCGUCAUUCACUUUUGCUUCAAUCCCACUCCGGCUCUUCCUUACUUUUUUGGGUUUCUCUCGUUUCCUUCACUGAGGUUCCGGAAAUAUGCCGUUUCAGUUCUUCCUGUUCCUACUCCCGGGAAACAUGUAACUCACUCACUCUAUUCCCCGCCGAAAAUAGAAGAAUUACAGUAACAGAAGAUGACCACCGGCAGGUAAAUUCUUUUCUGGGCAAAAACCCAACUGCGGUCUCUUAAAUGACUUCAUUACCUCUGAUCUAUUAGUUUCAUCAACUGUAUGUGUUCUUCUUUCGUUUCCCUUGUUGAAAAAGGGUGAGUUGCAGUGUGGAUUUGGGUUUAGAAUAUCUGGGUGGGACUUCGAUUUGUUCUUGUGAAGCCAAACAGAUGGUUGAUGGCUGGGAGGCUGACUCAUACCCAUCUGUUUUCUUCACGAACUUGUUAUUGGCGGUUUCUAACCCUUACGGUUUCUAGCAUUUAAGUCGAGGACGGAGAAACCCAGAACAAGCAAACGUGCAGUCAAAGAAAGAAAUGAUCAAUCAAUUCAUAUAUAUGUUUCUGUUGCAAGGAUUGGUUACUUUCUUCGGAACGUGGCAUUUAAGGUUGAAUUGUUAUUGUCAAUACUAAAUCAAAAUUCUUUCUAGCCGCGAUUCCCUUCGUUUUCAACUCCAGGACGGAAAUAAUGAAGCUUGCUUUGGCCUUAUCCAUCCUUCACUUUCCAAAUCACUUCUGAGUAAACUGUGGAUUCUGCUAUGCUGCUGUUAAAUUUUGUCCAUCUUUGAGUAAGCUUCUUUGUUAGGGUACAUUUAGGGAAGAAGCUUCAAAAGUUGUUUGUUGUGCUGGGUUUCUGGCAACGGGUUGAACAAUUCAGAGACAACCCAUCUGCCCCAAUUGAUUUUUUCUCAUUUUUUAAAAAGAAACAAAUCUCUUGCUUAUGGUGAAUGCUGGACACAUCACACAUGUUCUGCAUUUGACUUUUCAAGUUACCCAUUUGCUGAUUUUAAUACCACAACAAUAUUAAUAAUAGUAACAUUGGGAGGAAGUGGCAUAUACGUGAGCAAGUUGUAAUCCCAACCCAUCUGAAAAUUGGCUAGUAAUAGAAAGGUCAAACUCUAGCCAUUGUGUCAGGCGAUGGAAAUUACAUCAUUUGCUUUGUAUCACAGUGAAUUGGCGAUGAGUUGCAGGCUUAUGAUGAAAUGGAUGGAGGCUUGAGUAGCAGCAAGUAGCAGCAGCAGAAGGAAAGAGACAGAGAGAUAUGAAAGGGGAAUCAUCUGGGUUGAUCAUUGGGAUUUCAAUUGGGGUGGUAAUUGGUGUGCUUUUGGCUAUUCUGGCCUUCUUCGGGUUUAGGUAUCACAGGAAGCGAUCCCAGAUUGGUAACAGCAGUUCUAGGAGAGCAGCCACGAUUCCAAUCAGAGAAAAUGGAGGUGAUGCUAGUACCAUCAUGUCUGAUUCAACUAUUGGUCCGGAUUCACCUAUGAAAUCCGGGGGUAGAAAUGGGAUCUCCUUUUGGCUUGAAACUUUUAAGAAGAGCAAUGUUGUAUCAGUUUCUGGAAUACCCGAGUAUUCUUACAAGGAUCUCCAGAAAGCGACAAGUAACUUUACUACUGUGAUUGGACAAGGAGCAUUUGGUUCUGUUUAUAAGGCUCAAAUGUUGACUGGUGAAACUGUGGCAGUCAAAGUUCUGGCUACCGAUUCUAAACAAGGGGAGAAAGAGUUUCAGACUGAGGUUAUGCUACUGGGAAGAUUGCAUCAUAGAAACCUAGUCAAUUUGGUUGGUUAUUGUUCUGAGAAAGGGAGACACAUACUGAUAUAUGUGUACAUGACCAAAGGGAGCUUGUCUUCUCACUUGUACAGUGAAAAUCAUGAACCAUUGAAGUGGGAUGUGAGGAUUAAUAUUGCUCUAGAUGUUGCUAGAGGCUUGGAGUAUCUCCAUGAUGGGGCAGUCCCACCUGUGAUUCACCGAGACAUUAAAUCAUCCAACAUUCUGUUGGAUCACUCAAUGAGGGCCAGGGUGGCCGACUUUGGACUAUCGAGAGAAGAGAUGGUCGAUAAACACGCUGCAAACAUAAGGGGAACUUUCGGAUACCUUGAUCCUGAAUAUAUAUCAACUAGGACGUUCACAAAGAAGAGUGAUGUCUACAGCUAUGGGGUGUUGCUUUUUGAGCUUAUAGCUGGCAGAAACCCUCAGCAGGGUUUGAUGGAAUACGUUGAGCUUGCAGCAAUGAAUACUGAAGGGAAAGUGGGAUGGGAGGAAAUAGUGGACUCCCAUCUGGAAGGGAAGUUCGAGAUGCAAGAGCUGAACGAAGUAGCAGCUCUUGCAUACAAAUGCAUCCAGCGGCUGCCGAGAAAGCGGCCUUCGAUGAGGGACAUAGUGCAGGUGCUAUCAAGGAUCCUGAAGGUGAGGCACAACAGGAAGCACCAGCUCAGGAAAUUCCUCUCCGCCACGCCCGAGGAGGUUUCCAUCGACAUUGAGCUGCCCGAAAUCAGGACCCCGACAUCGGAACGCCAGCACCAGAGGGAGGAGUCCAUGGACAGCACUGACACUUGUGAAGUUUAGCUAACGAUGCAUUCUCAUCGCAGGCAUGAUCUCUUCUUAUUCUUGGUUCGUUUUGAUUCUUUCGAUUUGUACAUGGGUUGGGUUUGGUUGUUGGAAGGGAUAUGACAUGACCACCUCCUUCACACGUUGGUUUCUUGUAGUGUUGAUCACAACGUUAGAAGCUUUUUUGGGUGUCCCAAGUGUUAGUGGAUAGGGUUUUCAUGUAAGAUAUAUACAUAAUAUAUAGGUGCUGUGAAGAUUCUAUGGAGGGUUGGUGUUGUUUUUGAAUGAAACAACAACACAUCCGAUUGAUUUUGUAUAUUCAAGUGGCUUGAGUAAUAGAAAUGGAGAAAUCUGGAUUUUUAC
Molecule: messenger RNA, 3123 nt
Organism: Linum tenue
Lineage: Eukaryota; Viridiplantae; Streptophyta; Magnoliopsida; Malpighiales; Linaceae
Source: the annotation of a GenBank genome assembly